AGAAUAUUUUAUAUCGAAGAAUAUUUACCGAAUGAGAUUAUUUGUAAGUCACAAAAAUGGCUUAUCUUCUGAAUAAGACUUCCAUUUUAUGGCGACCUGUUUUUCAUAAGAAUAUAAUUUCUGGUCCUAUUAAUAAAAACACCCUUGUGAAAAGUUAUGAACAUCUUACUAAUAAGACAAAUGCCUGGGCAGAGCAAAAAUUUAAACUUAAGGACAAUAUAAGCAAUGGUUACCGACUUGUAUAUAGGGAACAAUUAACUAUGUGUAGAUUUAUUAUUUUAACAUAUCAUUUUGGUUGGACGUGUCUUGCUGUUAGUCUGUUUACUCUGGGAUAUUUCAUCUACAAACCACCGGUACAGGAAAGAAUAACGAAUACAUUACCCGAUGGCGAAUUAACAUUAAGGUCUCUUUCUAAUUUGGAAAGGCUAUUGUUCAUACUUGGUAUUUUUACUGUAUCGAUCAUACUCAUAGUGGGCAGCAAAACAAUUCCGUUCCGAAUUUAUUAUAGUUCUACAGAUAAAAUAUACAAGGCUGUGUUUGUAAACAGAAUAUUAGGCAAAACACAAAUGGAAACUUUUGGCGAAGGUACUGUUGUUCCUGUAUUUAGUCGAGGAGACACAUUUUUUAACAUCAAUGACCGUAUUGUAAUACUUGAUAAAGAAUGUUUCCCAGUGCAAAGCGUACGUGAGCGAAUGAUUCGCAAAACCGAGUAGAACUAUG
Messenger RNA from Trachymyrmex cornetzi, 720 nucleotides. RefSeq lists its product as uncharacterized. NCBI's taxonomy places the organism in Eukaryota, Metazoa, Arthropoda, Insecta, Hymenoptera, Formicidae. The transcript is spliced from 2 exons. Bases 57 to 713 code for a protein of 218 amino acids. The record is from RefSeq and is a predicted model, not a curated record.